AGCACUGCGUUAAAGCUUUACUCUCUGCAGCAGCUCUAAAGGACUGCCGCCCAUUUGGCCCAGGAGUUCCUUCCCCUUUCUUUUUCCUGCCAGCUGGGCGAAUUUCACUUUCACUUCUCAGCCAGCUCCUGAGGAGGAACUACUUCAUGCUGACUGAGCCCCUGUUUGGAAAAUGAAUCCUAACCAGGCCUGUCUUUUCCUCACCUCUUAAACCAGAAGCCAAGACAUCUCCACAGGGACCUAAAGGAAUCUUUAAGCAAGAAAAGCCUAAGGAAGAAACCAGGGGAGCAGCUACCAUGGCUUUAAAAUUCCUGGUGAACAUGAAAGAAAAGGUGACUUGUCCCAUUUGCCUUGAGGUUUUGACAGAACCUCUAAGUCUAAACUGUGGCCACAGCUUCUGCAAAACUUGCAUCACUAAUAAUAAAGAGUCGGAGAUCAGCCCAGAAGGAGAAAGCAGCUGUCCUGUGUGUGGUAUCCGAUAUUCACCUGGAAACUUAUGGCUUAAUCAGCAUCUGGCCAACAUAGUGGAGAAGCUCAAAGAGGUUAAAUUAAGCCCUGAGGAGGGGCAGAAGAGAGAUGUCUGUGUGCACCAUGGAAAGAAACUCCAAUUCUUUUGUAAGGAGGAUGGGAAGGUUAUUUGUUCGCUUUGUGAAUGUUCUCGGGAGCACCGUGGUCAUCAGAUAUUCCUAAUGGAGAAGGUCGUCAAGGAAUGUCAGGAGAAGCUCCAGAAAUCUUUGGACAGACUGAGGAAGGAGCAGCAGGAAGCUGAGAAGUUGGGUGCUGACAUCAGAGAAGAGAGGACUUCCUGGAAGAAUCAGAUACAGACUGAGAGACAAAGGAUACAGACAGAAUUUAGUCAGCUUAGAAGCAUCUUGGAUAACGAGGAGCAAAAAGAACUGCAGAAACUGGGGAAAGAGGAGAUGAAGACCCUGGAUGACUUGGCUGAGGCAGAGAAUGAACUGGUUCAGCAGAGCCAGUUGCUGAAAGAGCUCAUCUCAGAUCUGGAGCGUCGCAGUAGAUGGUCAGCAACAAAGCUGCUGCAGGACAUGAGUGGAAUCAUGAAAUGGAGUGAGGUGUGGACAUUGAAGAAACCAAAAACUAUUUCCAAAAAACUGCAGUGUGGAUUCCGUGCUCCAGAUCUGAGUAGAAUGCUUCAAGUGUUUAAAGAGCUAACACAUGUCCAGUGCUACUGGGUGGAUAUUACAUUGAAUCCAUUCAACCUCAAUCUGAAUCUUGUCCUUUCAGAGGAUCACAGACAGUUGACAUCUGUGCCAAUUUGGCCUAUAAAGUAUUGUAAUUAUGGUGUCUUAGGCUCCCAAUAUUUCUCAUCAGGGAAACACUACUGGGAAAUAGAUGUGUCCAAGAAGACUGCCUGGAUCUUGGGGAUAUAUUGUAGAAUACGUUCUAGUAGCAUAAAGUUUGGUGUUAGACGAGGCACAAAGUAUCAAAAUGCUUAUUCCAGAUACAAACCUGAAAAUGGCUACUGGGUUAUAGGCUUACAGAACGAAUCUGAGUACAGUGCCUUUGAGGACUCUCCCACCUCAGAUCCCAAGGUCUUGACUCUUUCCAUGGCUGUUCCUCCCCAUCGAGUUGGGGUUUUCCUAGACUACGAAGCAGGCACUGUCUCAUUUUUUAAUGUCACAAACCAAGGGUCACUCAUCUACAAGUUCUCUAAAUGUCACUUUUCUCAGACUGCUUAUCCAUAUGUCAAUCCUUGGAACUGUCCAGUUCCCAUGACCCUGUGUCCGCCAGGCUCCUGAGCCUCCUCGUCCUGGGGCUCAGUUCCUGCCCCUGAGCUCACUGCUGCAUCCACACCAUCUCUUCUUUGCUGUCUUUAUUCUUUAGAAUGUUUAUUCAUUCUUGAGUUAGAAAAGAAGUUAAAAA
Molecule: messenger RNA, 1884 nt
Organism: Artibeus jamaicensis (Jamaican fruit-eating bat)
Lineage: Eukaryota; Metazoa; Chordata; Mammalia; Chiroptera; Phyllostomidae
Product: E3 ubiquitin-protein ligase TRIM34-like
Exons: 8
Coding region: 297-1760 (487 amino acids)
Molecular function (GO): protein binding; zinc ion binding
Source: RefSeq, a predicted model, not a curated record